Molecule: messenger RNA, 1403 nt
Organism: Kickxella alabastrina
Lineage: Eukaryota; Fungi; Kickxellomycota; Kickxellomycetes; Kickxellales; Kickxellaceae
Exons: 1
Coding region: 279-1256 (325 amino acids)
Source: RefSeq, a predicted model, not a curated record
CAGAGGCACAGCGGCUGCUUAAUGAGCAAGUGUCGCAUCAAAGCGAGCACCAGAGCACGCUCCGUCUGCGGUGGAACGUGGCCAUCCUCGUUGUGGCUGCUUGGAUCUCGCACACAGGCAUAUAUCACCACGUGAAAAGCUACGGUCAGGCGACAGGCAUUACCCCUGCCUUUGUGUGGUUUUUUGUCGAGUGGACCAGCUUGGGUCUCCUGGUAUAUAACAUUGGCGAUGCUGUGUGGUGCCUGCUCCAGCCGAAAAAACAGUACACGAGCCUUGCCAUGACCCCAAGCCAGAGGUUGCGUAUGGGGCUCGAUUCGCGCGCAGUGUCCACGGCAAAGAGGCCCCCGAUUGCUGCUCCCUGCAUGACGCCCUCCAAGGUCUCCACUAAAACCCAUACCCCGGCCCGGGUAACCGACAUUGAGAUUCGCCGCAACACCCCCAGCAGGGGAACAGUCGCUUUAAUGGCAACCCCGCACGCCCUGCGCUCGCCGCUCUCGCUGUCAGUGAAUUCAGUGCACGCCGACUACUCGACCGCCAGCGACUUUCUCACGCUUACCCAGGUUUUGAAAAAGGUUCCUGGCAUCAACGCUGCCACCGCUGCCGCAGAAAAUGCUCAGGGCACGCCCUCCCAGACGCGCCCUAGCGCCAGUAUUUCUUUGGCCAACCCCCUCAUGUCAAGCGGCUUGGCUGGGUCGAACCUGGCUACGCCCCGCCUUCCGGUGGGCCGGUACGCAUUCAACGAUAUUAUGCCUAUUACUCCGCAGCAGCACUUGCGCCCCCAGCUGACCAUUGGUCUGUACCAGACAGCCACCCCGGUCAGCCGCAGGACUGGCGGCGAGGGUAUGAAGGGCACAAACAAGGAACGCGCAGCUGGUGAGGUUGACUACCAGGAGCCGCACGAGGUGCUGGAGAAGUACGGCGUGGAGCGCGAUAUCUUUGACUGGGUCGAAAACAUGCACUCGUGGUUUGUGCGCCACCUGCUUCGUCCGCUUUGCAAGCAGAUUGGCGAGCUUGACCACCUGUUUGAGCAGAACGGCUGGGCCAUCUGUCGUGCAGGCGUGCGGUGCUCGACACUCAGGCCCUCGAACAGGCCAAGGCCAGCGCGGUGCCGACCGGACUUGGCCAGUUUGGAUCAGGCCUUGGCACAUCGGCACUUGGUGGCGGUUUCGGAGGCAGCUUCGGUGCCACCAACUACUCGACCACGAACCAGCCCGCGCAGCAAACUAUUCCUCAGAAUUUGGUUGAACUGUCGGUAAAGUAUGCUGAUCUGCCCCAGACCAAGGAGCGCAUGGCAUUGGAAAAGUACCUGCUCAUCCCUGGCUUCAACUGCAGAGAGUACAUUGUUCAGCGCGUGCACACCCUUUCGCAGAGCGGCGCCCUCCCGGCAUACAAGUUUGACGGAG